AUGAAUUACCUGCAGGGUCUGUGCAAAUUAUACAUUUUAACAAUUUUAGAGAUUUUCACCGGACCUUCAUUUAAACACCGACAAUUUACCAUCGCACCUUCUAUCUAUCUAUCUAUCUAUCUAUCUAUCUCAUUCUGUUCAUAUCUAUCUAUCUAUCUAUCUAUCUAUCUAUCUCAUUCUGUUCUUAUCUAUCUAUCUAUCUCAUUCUGUUCUUAUCUAUCUAUCUAUCUAUCUCAUUCUGUUCAUAUCUAUCUAUCUAUCUAUCUAUCUAUCUCAUUCUUGAAUAUCUAUCUAUUACAUAUCUCAUUCUGUUCAUAUCUAUCUAUCUAUCUAUCUAUCUAUCUAUCUAUCUCAUUCUGUUCAUAUCUAUCUAUCUAUCUAUCUAUCUAUCUCAUUCUGUUCAUAUCUAUCUAUCUAUCUAUCUAUCUAUCUCAUUCUGUUCAUAUCUAUCUAUCUAUCUAUCUAUCUAUCUAUCUAUCCUUUGUAGCUGUAAGCAGUGUUUGGGACUUUACUGUUCACUUUUGUCCCUAUUCUGUCAUAUGUUCAAUUCUCGUGAGUGACUUUGCCUUUUAG
This is a messenger RNA of Acanthosepion pharaonis, 573 nucleotides long. The record is from the annotation of a GenBank genome assembly. NCBI's taxonomy places the organism in Eukaryota, Metazoa, Mollusca, Cephalopoda, Sepiida, Sepiidae.